UGCAGCUCCCAAAGGACCCUGAUCUCUCCAGGCCCAGCCUGCCCUGCAGCGAGUGCCCCACUAGCUUCCCCUCCCCUGACCGAGCACUGGAGUCCAGGAUAGGUUUUGGUUUCCUUUCUGCUCAGGGCCUUCCUCCUGCAGGCCCAAGGGGGCAGGGCAUAGGGAGUAUCCUUAGUGGGGGGCGUGGCCUGCACUGUAUAAAGCAGACCCCCAGCUCCUCAUCAGAGCUGCACCAGGACUGCACCAUGUGUGACAGUAGUGGGAAGAAGCGUCACUCCUCAGGGAAGAAAGCCAGAGAAGGAGGUGCGGCUCCUCCGUCCAGCCAUCUCUCGCUCGGUGGAGAUGCUCAUCGGGCAGAGACAGCCCAGGCCCGGGUGCCUGAGAACGACCUGGGCAGGCAGUACGAGGAGAAGGUGCGGCCCUGGAUGGACCUCAUCGACUCACUGCGGGCCCUGGGCGUGGAGCAGGACCUGGCCCUGCCCACCAUCGCGGUCAUCGGGGACCAGAGCUCGGGCAAGAGCUCCGUGCUGGAGGCUCUGUCGGGAGUCGCCCUCCCCAGGGGCAGCGGCAUCGUCACCAGGUGCCCUCUGGUGCUGAAACUGAAGAAGCUGAAGCAAGAUGAAGAGUGGAGAGGCAAGGUCAGCUACAUGGGCACUGAGAAGGACAUCUUGGAUCCUCCCAAGGUAGAAGAGGAAAUCAACCGAGCCCAGAACUUCAUCGCCGGGGACGGGCUGGGAAUCAAGGACGAGCUCAUUAGCCUGGAGAUCAGCUCCCCCUGCGUCCCGGAUCUGACGCUCAUCGACCUGCCCGGGAUCACCCGGGUGGCUGUGGGCAAUCAGCCGGCCGACAUCGGUGCCCAGAUCAAGCGGCUCAUCAGGAAGUACAUUGAAAAGGCCGAGACCAUCAACUUGGUCGUGGUUCCCAGUAACGUGGACAUCGCCACCACAGAGGCGCUGAGCAUGGCGCAGGAGGUGGACCCCGAUGGAGACAGGACCAUAGGAGUCUUGACAAAGCCCGAUCUAGUAGACAGAGGCACUGAAGACAAGGUGGUGGAGGUGGUGCAGAACCUGGUGUGCAACCUGAAGAAGGGCUACAUGAUCGUCAGGUGCCGUGGCCAGCAGGACAUCCAGGAGCAGCUGAGCCUGGCAGAGGCCCUGCAGAGGGAGCGGGCCUUCUUUGAGGACCACCCACACUUCAGGGUGCUGCUGGAAGACGGAAAGGCCACAGUGCCGUUUCUGGCGGAGAGACUGUCCGCUGAGCUCAUCACGCACAUCCGUAAAUCGCUGCCGCUGUUGGAAAAUCAAAUAAAGGAGCGUCACCAGAAGAUAACAGAGGAGCUGCAGAAGUACGGCAGGGACGUCCCAGAGGAUGAGAAUGGGAAAACGAUCUUCCUGAUCGAGAAAAUUACUACCUUUAAUCAGGACAUCACUGCUCUAGGCCAAGGGGAGGAAAACAUAGAUACCAAUGGCACCCGGCUGUUUGCCAAACUCCGAAGGAAGUUCACAUCUUGGAGUGACGUGAUUGAAAAGCAUUUUAGAAAAGGUUAUGAUGGUUUACAGAGUGAAGUCUGGAAAUUUGAAAGUCAACAUCGUGGCAGAGAGUUGCCCGGGUUUGUGAACUACAGGACUUUUGAGAAGAUCAUUAAAAAGCACCUCAAGGCCCUGGAGGAGCCGGCUGUGGACAUGCUGCAUGAUGUCACUGAUAUGGUCCGGAAGGCCUUCACGGGUGUUUCUGAAAACAACUUUACUGAGUUUUUUAACCUCCACAGAACCACCAAGAACAAAAUUGAAGAAAUUCAAUUGAGUCAAGAAGCAGCGGCGGAGAAGGCGAUCCGAGUUCACUUCCAGAUGGAGCAGAUCGUGUACUGCCAGGACCAGGCCUACCGGGGAGCCCUGCAGAAGGCCAGGGAGGAGGAAGCUGAGGAGGAGGAGGAGCGGAGGAGCAAGGUCUCUCUGUAUGCAAAGAACACUGCUAUGGCCGAAAUCCUGCAGCACCUGAACGCCUACUGCCAGGAGGUUCACAACCGCAUGUCCACCCACAUCCCCCUGAUCAUCCAGUACUACGUCCUGCAGGUGUUUGGCCAGCAGCUGCAGAGCGCCAUGCUGCAGCUGCUGCAAGACAAGGAGGCCUGCGCCUGGCUCCUGAAGGAGCGGAGCGACACCAGUGAGAAGAGGAAGUUCUUGAAGGAGCAGCUGGCACGGCUGGGCCAGGCCCGGCACAAGCUUGCCAAGUUCCCCGGUUAACCCUCCUGCCAAGCCCAGGGGAGAAGGUCCCAGGGCUCUCCUGACAGCUGCGCGGGGUGAGGUAGCGGCUUAACAGAUAUGCAGCAGUCAGAGGUUGGAGGCCGGACCUCCGCUUGUUAUCCAGUAGCACACGGGAACCAGGAGCAGUCGGGAGUGCAAUUUGGUUUCAGCGCUAAGAAGACAGCCCAUCCCAAAGCCCAGGCUGCAUGCUGGGGGAAGAAGCCACCAUCCAGAAAGGGACAAGAAUGUCACCACGGGACCCUGCCUCCCCACCAACCCCCCACCCCAGCUCAGGAAGGUUCCUUCCUGGUCUCUCUGGAACCAGGGCAGCAGGAUCGGCCUGGUGCUUGCACAGCGGCCUCUCUGUUCCUGAUAAAUGGCUACUGUGUGACGCUUGCCUACUAAGCUUUGUGUUUGGGGGAACCUAAAGCAACAGCAGGAGGCAGAGGUGGCACAAAGCAAUGGACACCAAGCUGCCCCUGGCAGGCGGGGAAAGGAAGGGUCGGAGAGAGGGGACAGUGACAGGACUAGGAGGCACAUGUGAGGCCCUUCUCUGAGCUCAGGGACAGACCCUGUCUGGAGCACAGGCUGUACUGGGAGCAGUGGGCAGAGUCAAUUCCUCUCCCAUGCUUGGUGGAGAGGGCAGAGGAUGCACGCACAGCUCAGGUGCUCCCAGCACAGCGAGCAGGGGACACCACAGUCCUGCCUCUGGUCCUUCGAUGAUGCACUAAACAUGUUCAGCGAUCCAGACGUGAACACGCACAGCCAAGCCGAAUCUGCCCCAAGGUUUGAGAGAGCAGAGGGACAAACACAGCAGGAAGAGAGGAGGAACCCUUAUUCCAGAUCAGUCACCCGUCAGGUAGGCGGGGGCUCAGGGAAAGGGCAGUGCUCUUAGCAGAGGUGACCUGCAGGUCCCCAGGGGUACGGUCCCCAGCUGUUCCCAGGGCGCCCGUCAGAGGUGCCGUCACAGCAGAGUAACACUGCACUGCCCAGUGAGGUGUGGGCCUUCAGGUGCAUUGACAGCUGGGGCAGCUGGGGCCUUUAUUCUGGUUUCUCCUCCUUUCCUGGUAACCCUCUGUGUCUGUGGCUCAGAGGACUCCUGGCAGGGCCCAGGAAACACGGGUGCUGUGGAGGGAGGGCAGUGCUCCCUGCACCCAGGGCCUUACCUCUUCACACCUCUGUGUCCCGCCUGUGCUCCUCUGUGGGCCCGAACUGUCUCAGGGAGGCCGGGUCUUGUCCAGGCCCUCGGGUCCCCGGUGUGAAUUUAGUGGGGAGCCCUGGUGUUGUGCUGGGAGGGGCUCGAGUGGGUGGGCACCUCGGUGGGUUCCUCCCAGGCCGUGCCCGCCGACACCUGUGUGAGAUUCCCACAGGCCCACUUCGCCAGUUCCAUGCCCGCUUCUGCUCGAGGCAGGGCCUAGCAGCCAUUUCAGACACCUUUGCUCCUCUCCGUGGAACUGCCGCCCUCUGAGCCUGGCUUUUCCAGUCCUCAAACUGUCAGUCUGGGCACUGUGUAGCUGGAGGGCGCCCAGCUCCGCCUCGGGGAUCAGGGAGCUCUCUCUGGGCUCAGCCCAGCGCAGGCAGCCCCUUGCCCCCCUGUGUCCCCUACAACACAACUCUGGCUCCUCAGGCCCCUCCUCUAGCAGGUCCCGCGUGUGUCCUCCCUCAGGUCCCCGGGGCUCUGCGAGGGGCUCUGGGCAGCCACUGGGCAGUGCUGUGAGUGCU
Molecule: messenger RNA, 3965 nt
Organism: Fukomys damarensis (Damara mole-rat)
Lineage: Eukaryota; Metazoa; Chordata; Mammalia; Rodentia; Bathyergidae
Product: interferon-induced GTP-binding protein Mx2
Exons: 15
Coding region: 246-2243 (665 amino acids)
Biological process (GO): defense response to virus
Cellular component (GO): microtubule; cytoplasm; membrane
Molecular function (GO): microtubule binding; GTPase activity; GTP binding
Source: RefSeq, a predicted model, not a curated record